CGUGGAGUCGUGUCAUUUCCCAAUAUGGCCAAGCCGACGCGCACGACAAUUGCCGUGGCCAUAACCUUUGUCGCUGUCGCCGCCUUUGGUGCCUGCGUCGCCGCCCUCGCCGGCUCCAUGUACAAUGAGGUCGUCGCGCUGCCGCACGAAGUCAUGGUCUUGGUGAGCAUCUUCACCAUAGGCUUUGCUGCGCUUGGUCUCGUGCAUAUAGUUUGGACGCGGGGCGACCCUUCGCACUUGUUGUGUCUCUUCCUUGUAUUUGCCGACUUGGUCUGCUGCAGCGUGCUCUUGGGCGACGCUGUCAACGCGAUUCCUCUCACGAUGAGAGCGGUCGAGAAAGCGCCAGUGCUCACGACGUACCAGCACCGCAUGGAGGCGUUCUUCGCCUCGGACGCGUCGCGCCAGUACAACUACAGUGACUCCCUCCUUGGUCGAGGCUACGCGUCGGACGUACCAUCGAACCCAAUGCGCUACACCUACAGCGACGAGCCACCGUUUUUGCAGCGCCUUCCCACUCGCACAAACCAUCGUGUACCGGGCAUGUGGCCCGACCCGAACGUGACGGCCGAGAUUGCACGCACCCUCGCGACGCUCCCGACAAUCUUUUUCAACGUCAUGGUGACCGCAACGACGACCAUCGACAGCUUCUGCGUCAACUUGACGGAGACGAGGAGCAAUGUGUCCACGCUCGACCCGGUGGCCGUCCAGCGCGCGGCUGCAAUCAAAAGUGAGCUCUACAAUCUCUGCCGAGGUUGUGCCGUGCUCUCCAACGUCACGACCAAGUACGAUGCGCUUCAGAGUUGGAUUCAUGCCACGUGCCCCAUGGAUGUGCCCAAGCCCACAGGCGCCUACUGCGUCGCCACCGCCGACUGCACCGCGUACAAGAUCAAGAACCAGGAGGACCUGCCCGUCCUCAUCGCUCGCGACUACGAGCUGGCGGUUGCGAUUGCCGCGGGCACCCUCGUCUUCUUCUUGCUGCUCCUCUUUGCGCGUCUCUGGGUGCUCCACCGCGCUCAGAAACGUCGCGAAGCCAUGCGCGAGGCCGUCGUGCAAACGCCCGUCAACAACGCCUAGUCGUUAACUAUAUACCGAUGUCACGUUUACC
Molecule: messenger RNA, 1105 nt
Organism: Saprolegnia parasitica CBS 223.65
Lineage: Eukaryota; Oomycota; Saprolegniomycetes; Saprolegniales; Saprolegniaceae
Exons: 3
Coding region: 25-1074 (349 amino acids)
Source: RefSeq, a predicted model, not a curated record